Callorhinchus milii (elephant shark) is the source of this 461-nucleotide messenger RNA. Its product is annotated as transcription factor PU.1-like. Lineage: Eukaryota; Metazoa; Chordata; Chondrichthyes; Chimaeriformes; Callorhinchidae. The record is from RefSeq and is a predicted model, not a curated record. The annotation marks the transcript as partial. The transcript is spliced from 3 exons.
GAUCCCUUGCCCUUCCUCACUCAACACUCAGCGGCACAGAGGAGCUUGUGCUCGUGGCCCUGGAACCAUUGCCAGCCUCUCAGGAGUAUGUUUUUGAGUGUAUAAAAGAAGUAGCUUCCAGUCGACAGUGUACCUCACCCUUUGCAAGUCACAGCAUGGAAGGUUACCUGAUCGCCCCUUAUCAAGAGGAUGUGGUUACCUAUGGGGCUGAGGUGUGCAGACAGCCCCAUGAAUACUACUCGUAUCUGAGCAGCGAUGGGGAGAUUCACAGCGAUCAUUACUGGGACUACACCAAUAGCCACAUCCAUGGAGACUUCGGAAACUUCCCAGACAAUCAGUUCACUGAGUUACAGAGUGUCCAACCUCCCCAACUCCAGCAACUGUACCGUCACAUGGAGCAGGAACAGAUGCACUGCCUGGACCCUGCUUUACCUGCAACAUCGCUCCCCAUUGGCACACAG